Brassica napus (rape) is the source of this 572-nucleotide messenger RNA. RefSeq names its product heat shock factor-binding protein. The transcript is spliced from 5 exons. The record is from RefSeq and is a predicted model, not a curated record. Gene Ontology annotation, molecular function: transcription corepressor activity. Gene Ontology annotation, biological process: cellular heat acclimation. Lineage: Eukaryota; Viridiplantae; Streptophyta; Magnoliopsida; Brassicales; Brassicaceae. Gene Ontology annotation, cellular component: cytosol; nucleus. Bases 153 to 416 code for a protein of 87 amino acids.
UUUUGCACACAGCAGUUUGUUUGUUUGUUUGUUUGUAUUUCCAAGUUAAUUCAAACACACAUCGCUCAUCCUCCGUCGUCCGUCUCCUCAUCGCGCUUCUCGCUGAAUCCAACUUCUCUGAACAGACAGACAGACAAAAAGAAAACCCUAAAAUGGAUGGGCAUGAUUCUGAGGAUUCUUCUAAGCAGAGCACUGCUGAUAUGACUGCUUUCGUCCAAAAUCUUCUGCAGCAGAUGCAAACCAGGUUCCAAACGAUGUCCGACUCCAUCAUCACAAAGAUCGACGACAUGGGAGGCAGAAUCAAUGAGCUGGAGCAAAGCAUCAAUGACCUAAGAGCAGAGAUGGGAGUAGAAGGCACUCCUCCUCCUCCCUCCAAAUCAGGCGAUGAACCCAAAACACCCGCUGAUUCCACUUGAAAAACUAAUGUCAUGAUCCUCUUUUGUUAUGGAUGCAUCUGCUGAAAAACCUAUGAAAUUUGUUAACAGUUGUGUUACUUUUUUAAAAGACAUGAAUAUCUUGUUGGAGUUCAUCACAUAGAUUCUAUUUGAUGAUGUGGUGGUACAUUACACUUA